UCAUCCUAUUUACUUUUUCUAUCGGCAGUUAUUUGCUGAGCACCUACUGUGUGCCAGGCACUGAGCCAGGUGCCCUCAAUACAAUGGUAAACAGGCAGGAGCAGUUCCUGGGCUCUUGGAACCUAAAUUUCAUGGGAGAUGGGGGAGAAACAAAGGCCUAAGCACUUACUGGAAGUGUCAAGUCUGUCCUGGUGGGAGGAGCAUGGAGUGCUACAGGGUCACAUAGCAAGGCCUGUGACCUGGUCUGAGAGUUAGGAAAGGUUUUCCAGAGGGAAGCAUGACUCAAGCUGAGACCUGAAGUUUCAAAGAUCUGCAUUAACCUAGAGGAAGAGGAUGUGGAAGGUGCUAUCUUUAGGGGGAAAGGCAUGUUCAAAGGCCUGGAGCAAGAGAGAACACCGUGUUUUCUUGAAAUGUGGGGAAGCCAUGGGAAGAGAGAAGCCUGGAGAGGUAGGCAGGGGCCAGCUCAUAAAGGGCCUUAAGGGUCUUGUUGAGGAGGCCUGGACGUUAGCCCAGUACAAGGGAAAGCUCCUGCUCAGUUACAGGCGGAGAGAAGCAUGGUGAUUUCUAUUUUGGAGAGAUUCCUGCAGCUGCAGUGAGGAGACUGAAUGGGAGGGGCAGGCUUGGUGUCUCCUGCUGAUUCCCAAGUGCCUCUGGGCUUCCCAGCGGAGCUGUCCAUGAUAUAGGUAACCUACUCGAUGUGUGGGUCCGGAGCUCAGAAGAGAGGAGCAGGCCGGAAAUACGAGCUCGCCGUGUCUCUGCUAGCAGAGGGUCCUGGCCCGCUGCCGGCAUCAGCUUGUCCCACAGUCAUAGAAGCUGAGAACAUGGGCGCUAUCACGGGGAAGAGGAGGGACUGGGGCAGAAUCUGAGGAGCAGCCCCAGGAGGGCAAGCAGGGAAGCCCAGCCUGCAAACAAUCGGGGGAAAAGAAGCCCCUUUUGGAGAAUCGCAGACCCCUUUGAGCAUCCAGUGAAAGCUGUGGGUCCUCUCUCAAAAAACACAAAGCAAAAAAGGGGAUCCAAAGCUCAUGAGCCCCAGAGAGUGAUCUGUGAACGCAGAUGAACAGCCCCUGGCCUAAGGCUUGUCUCUGCCGCUCUGAGCUCCUCCUGCUUUCCCUGCUUGUCUGGUUUGGCGCCCCCCCUGCUCCCUCCCCUCCGUGUUUCCUGCCAGGCACGUUCAUUUUCCCCACCAGCACCUUCCCGGUCAGGUAUGGAGAACGACAUUUGCCAAGGGCUUGGGGAUUCUCAUAUCCUGGUGGCCCCGAACCACCAGAAAGGAAACGCCGCAUGUUUGCAGCUGUUUCACACCAGGCCCCACGGGGCCGCGCCGUCUCCCCUCUGUGCGGCUGGGGGCCGAGGGGCGGACGUUCCCACUUCUGAGAUGGAACUGGGGAGACUGAAGCAGAAAAUAGGACGCAGCCUCCUCCGGGCUCCAGCUUUAAUUUGACUCAAAUGCAUCAAACGUACGUUUUCCGGAGCCUCUUCAUGAUGCAAAGCAGAGUGGAUUCCAGGUGGGGGAGCCACCCGGGCAAGGCACGAGGUAGGCCACCCUGAGCGGAGAAAGGGCUUCAGUGUAGUUCAAGAACUGAGUGUGUGGGAAGGUGUGGUGGGGAGACUGAGGCUAGUGGGUGUCUGGAGCCCAAUACAGGCAGUCCUAAAUGCAAAUGGGUGAGGGAUAUGCACGGUCCUGUAAGGCAAGGUUUUUGAAGCGGGCGUGACCACGUCAGAGCCGAGCUGAAGGUUUGCAGGAGCCCAGAUGGAUUUGUACAAUUAUGAAGCUCAUUCAUUACCUUACAUGAAUUGAGAUGCUCCGUGCGGGCUCGGAGCUGUGAUACAAGAGAUGCACAGAUAACUGAGGUGCGAUCGCUGCCUUCUGAGGGUUGGUGGCCGGGCUGGGGACGCAGAAACCCUGCGUGCUGAGUAGAUGGGAGGAAGCUCAGGCCCUCAGCACACCCCACCUGACUUCCACCCACUCUGCACAGGAAGCUUUCCCGCAGUUAGAGGAGAAAGACUUGUUCUCUCCCUGACGUUUCCAGGACAAAGAGCCUUUCCCAGCUGCUGCCACUGUGACCAGAGCACGAGGGCUGGAUUCACAUUCUGCAGCCUGAGAGUUCCCCAACCUGGACCCUGCUGCUAUCCUGGACGACCCCAUGGAGUGCAGCAGAGGGGAGCGGCUCUCCAUCACCCUGGCCAAGAACCGCAUCAACCGCGCUCCCGAGAGGCUGGGCAAGGCCAAGGUCGAGGUGGACAUCUUCGAGCUUCUCAGAGACAGCGAGUACGAGACUGCAGAAACCAUGUGCCAGAUCCUCCCCAAGGGGGUGGUCGCGGUCCUGGGACCUUCGUCCAGCCCAGCCUCCAGCUCCAUCAUCAGCAACAUCUGUGGGGAGAAGGAGGUCCCUCAUUUCAAAGUGGCCCCAGAGGAGUUUGUCAAGUUCCAGUUCCAGAGAUUCACAACCCUGAACCUCCACCCCAGCAACACCGACAUCAGCGUGGCUGUGGCUGGGAUCCUGAACUUCUUCAACUGCACCACCGCCUGCCUCAUCUGUGCCAAAGCAGAAUGCCUUUUAAACCUAGAGAAGCUGCUCCGGCAAUUCCUUAUCUCCAAGGACACACUCUCCGUCCGGAUGCUGGAUGACACCCGGGACCCCACCCCACUCCUCAAGGAGAUCCGGGACGACAAGACAGCCACCAUCAUCAUCCACGCCAACGCCUCCAUGUCCCACACCAUCCUCCUGAAGGCAGCUGAACUUGGGAUGGUGUCAGCCUAUUACACAUACAUCUUCACUAAUCUGGAGUUCUCGCUCCAGAGAAUGGACAGCCUUGUGGACGAUCGUGUCAACAUCCUGGGAUUUUCCAUUUUCAACCAAUCCCAUGCUUUCUUCCAAGAGUUUUCCCAGAGCCUCAACCAGUCUUGGCAGGAGAACUGUGACCAUGCGCCCUUCACCGGGCCUGCGCUCUCCUCCGCCCUGCUGUUCGAUGCCGUCUACGCGGUGGUGACCGCAGUGCAGGAGCUGAACCGGAGCCAGGAGAUCGGCGUGAAGCCCCUGUCCUGUGGCUCGGCCCAGAUCUGGCAGCACGGCACCAGCCUCAUGAACUACCUGCGCAUGGUAGAAUUGGAAGGUCUCACCGGCCACAUUGAAUUCAACAGCAAAGGCCAGAGGUCCAACUAUGCCUUGAAAAUCUUGCAGUUCACGAGGAACGGUUUUCGGCAGAUCGGCCAGUGGCACGUGGCAGAGGGCCUCAGCAUGGACAGCCGCCUGUACGCCUCUAACAUCUCCGACAGCCUCUUCAACACCACCCUGGUCGUCACCACCAUCCUGGAAAACCCGUACUUAAUGCUGAAGGGGAACCACCAGGAGAUGGAAGGCAAUGACCGCUACGAGGGCUUCUGUGUGGACAUGCUCAAGGAGCUGGCCGAGAUCCUCCGGUUCAACUACAAGAUCCGCCUGGUCGGGGAUGGCGUGUAUGGCGUUCCCGAGGCCAACGGCACCUGGACGGGAAUGGUCGGGGAGCUGAUCGCUAGGAAAGCAGAUCUGGCUGUGGCAGGCCUCACUAUUACAGCUGAACGUGAGAAGGUGAUUGAUUUCUCUAAGCCAUUCAUGACUCUGGGAAUUAGCAUUCUUUACCGCGUUCAUAUGGGACGCAAACCCGGAUAUUUCUCCUUUCUGGACCCGUUUUCUCCCGGCGUCUGGCUCUUCAUGCUUCUAGCCUAUCUGGCUGUCAGCUGUGUCCUCUUCCUUGUGGCUCGGCUGACGCCCUACGAGUGGUACAGCCCACACCCGUGUGCCCAGGGCCGCUGCAACCUGCUGGUGAACCAGUACUCCCUGGGCAACAGCCUCUGGUUUCCGGUCGGGGGCUUCAUGCAGCAGGGCUCCACCAUCGCCCCUCGCGCCCUGUCCACCCGCUGCGUCAGCGGCGUCUGGUGGGCUUUCACGCUGAUCAUCAUCUCAUCCUACACCGCCAACCUGGCAGCAUUCCUGACCGUGCAGCGCAUGGAUGUGCCCAUUGAGUCAGUGGAUGACCUGGCUGACCAGACCGCCAUUGAGUAUGGCACAAUUCACGGAGGCUCCAGCAUGACCUUCUUCCAAAAUUCCCGCUACCAGACCUACCAACGCAUGUGGAAUUACAUGUAUUCCAAGCAGCCGAGUGUGUUUGUGAAGAGUACAGAGGAGGGAAUCGCCAGGGUGUUGAAUUCCAACUAUGCCUUCCUGCUGGAGUCCACCAUGAAUGAGUACUAUCGGCAGCGAAACUGCAACCUCACUCAGAUUGGGGGCCUGCUGGACACCAAGGGCUAUGGGAUUGGCAUGCCAGUCGGCUCGGUUUUCCGGGACGAGUUUGACCUGGCCAUUCUCCAGCUGCAGGAGAACAACCGCCUGGAAAUCCUGAAGCGCAAAUGGUGGGAAGGGGGGAAGUGCCCCAAGGAGGAGGAUCACAGAGCUAAAGGCCUGGGAAUGGAGAAUAUUGGUGGAAUCUUUGUGGUUCUUAUUUGUGGCUUAAUCGUGGCCAUUUUUAUGGCUAUGUUGGAGUUUUUGUGGACUCUCAGACACUCAGAAGCAACUGAGGUGUCCGUCUGCCAGGAGAUGGUGUCCGAGCUGCGCAGCAUCAUCCUGUGUCAGGACAGUAUGCACCCCCGCCGGCGGCGCUCUGGGGCCCCUCAGCCCCGGCCCCCCACCGCGGAGGAGCGGCGGCCGCGGGGCACGGCGACGCUCAGCAACGGCAAGCUGUGCGGCGCGGGCGAGCCGGACCAGCUGGCGCAGAGACUGGCCCAGGAGGCCGCCCUGGUGGCGCGCGGCUGCACGCACAUCCGCGUGUGCCCCGAGUGCCGCCGCUUCCAGGGCCUGCGGGCGCGGCCGUCGCCGGCCCGCAGCGAGGAGAGCCUGGACUGGGAGAAGACCACCAACAGCAGCGAGCCCGAGUAGCCCCGGCGGCGGCAGGACGCGGGAGGCCCGGCGGGGAGCGGGAGGGGCUGGGCCGGCGCCGCCGUCCGUGCGCGCCCGGGCUUGCGCAGCGUCAACACUUCUCUCCGGAUUUGGGAUCCAGUCACUGUACAAAAAGAUCAAAGAGCCUGACGCCCCAGCCGGAGACAGCGCCCGGUCGGGGAGCGGGGUCCGCCCAGAGACGUUGCACCCAAGAGGCAAAGGAUUCGCCCUCUCGUGGGCACAAGGACCCAUCUUCUCCCAGGGGGCCUUUUCCUCUCGCCAAAAUAACACAGAGUCUGGGGUGGGGGGGUCCCUGCCCAGGCAGAUCCAAUGAAUUGGUGGAAUCAUCAGUUGAAUUUCCCCCUAGGAAGGGGCCGUUGUACCCUCGGUCUAGUUCUUACAGGAAAAAAAAAAUUAAACUCAACAGGGAAGUUUUUCUUUUCUGGAUUUGUAUAUGUUUGUUAGUGUUCUUCUCCCCUUCUCCCCCCGCCCCACUCCCUUUUUCUUUGUCAGCUUCUCAGUUCUGAUCAUUUGCUCUGUGGUUUUGGAGGGGAAGGCUGGGUUAGGGAAUAGAAGUCUAAAUAAUCUCUGUUCCUUUUUCCAGAAUUUUAGGAUAUGGAGGAUUUAGGAUAUGCAUUUAGGAUAUGCAUCAGAUUUCAGGUGCUGACCUCUCCUUUCUGUAUGGUAAUUGAUGGCCUGCCAGAGCUUAGGAAAAGGGUCUUAGGAAGAAUCAGGUGGAGAGUCUCAAAUAAAAGUCCAUUAAAGUACUUUUGAAAUGCCAAAAAGCAAUUAACUCAUAGUUUACUCAGAGAAAUGCCUGAGAUUUCAAGUUAAUCUGUAUUUUCUUUCUCUUUAUUUAUUUAUUUUUUUUUGACUUUCACUAUUAAUGGGUUUGAUUUGAUCUUUUGUGACUGUGGUCUCUGAAGAAAGACAGGCGAGGAGAACAGAAUGCACAAAUUAUCCCGGGCUUUGUUUAAGGAGCAGAAAGGGUAAAUAUAAUUUUCCCAUACCAUGGCCUUGACUUCUGUUGGGAUGUGCUGUUCAAGGAGGAGGGACAGGGCCACCCUGUUGGUAUGGUGCGUAACUUUGUCAACUGCAUCUUUUUUUAACCAAAUUUAGUGGCUGCCUAUGACCAGACCCCCAAGGCUAUAAUGGAUUGGGUAGUUUUUUGCUACUUAAAUGUGAGAUCUAGGUGUGAGAGUGUGUGUGUGCACGCACGUGUGUUUGUGUGUGUGUGUGUGUGUGUAUUCAUUAAGUGGAAAGACCUUAAGUAAUCAAGAAUUUGCCAGGUUCCUGGGAGAGGGGUGAAGUCUCUUAGCCUAGUACGCAGGCCUGGGAACCAGGAACUCUUGACUCCUAACCUCAGCUUGGGCAGUUGCCUCCCUUUGUGUGACUUUAGGUUAAGCAUUUAACUUCUCUUCCAUCCUCAGAAUGGGAGUUACUGAUGCUUUCCAGCUUAUCAGAUGACUGCUAGUUACUGUUCUACGAGUGAGAAGUUUGCAAGGUCCAGAGCACACAGCUGAUGGCAGGGGCGAGAAUUCCCAGCAGCUGCUUGGCCUUUGCCUGGCUUCACUACGUGAGAGUUUCACACGGAGAGUUUUCGUUUGCUGGUGGAAAACAAAUUCUAUGCAAUUUCUGAUUGUAAACCUAGAAAAUUCAGAGGGAGAGAGAAACAAACAGCCAGCCGCUACCACCUCCACCUUUACCAGCGUUGCCACCACCUUGAAUCAAAUUGUCCUCACGUUGUUUCUGUUCCGAACGUACUCAAAUAAAGACAUCUUUGGAAGAUGACAAACUUAAUUCGUGUUUUUGCUGGUUAGGGAGGUCAGCAUCCUCUUUGUGCCAGGACAGUUAGUUAGAGCUGCUAUCCUGGGGGCCAAAUGGUACCCCGAGUAUUCAUAUGAAGGAUGCCAGUUUUGUCCUAAGCUGACCUCUUCUCUCUCAUGAAUUUGAAUCCUUCUUCUUUCUUUCUCUUCAACCAUCAAAUGACAGUAAGCUGUGCGGGACACUUCUGUAUUUUUUAAACCUUGCCUCAAGCCUCGUGGAGAAACGUGGAUUUGGUGGGACGGGCACCCGAAGGCCAACUGACUGCAGACCCCAGUGGUGCCAUUCCGUUCCCACCCACGGCUCCCUCCCAUGCUUCUCACAACGUGGCUCCUACUGUCAGAUCACAUUUGGGGCGGGAAGGGUUGUUUUUUAAAAAACUUGUUUUUAUGAGCAGGAUAUCUUGAUCAAUAGCAAACUUUUUUUAAUGGAUUAGUGAAAUAAAUGUCCCCAUGCAUCAUUUAUAAAGUCUGUUUCUUUCACCGUGUGGAAUAAAGAUAAGACUGACAGCACUAGACAGUUUCUAUUAGCUGCUGAGCCCAUCGCUGCACCUCACUCAAGCUGGUAGUGAAUUUGCAACCAGCUAGUACUCUUCCUUGGUUUGUCUCCACUUUUUAUCUGUUGGUCGUUGGCUUUCUUUUCCAUUCUGUAUUUUCUAUCUGACUCUGUAUACUGUAUAAAGCAGUUUUUUCUUGUCUGUUUAUCUUUCUUCGACUGGAAUUUACAAUAAAACAGAAACAAACCCUGA
Molecule: messenger RNA, 7485 nt
Organism: Microcebus murinus (gray mouse lemur)
Lineage: Eukaryota; Metazoa; Chordata; Mammalia; Primates; Cheirogaleidae
Source: RefSeq, a predicted model, not a curated record